AUGGUUCAUCCUCCUCCUCAUAAGAAAGCUACACCUUCUGUGUCAAAACAUGUCAAGACUUAUGGUAAGUCUUCUGAACCUAUCAUCCCCAAUAAAGAUAAAAAUACUAUUGAAGAAGAAUCUAGGUCUAAAUGGUCUGAAAAAAGAAACCCUAGUAUGCAUGCUGACGACACCGAAAAUCCCACGGAUGCAGAAAGAAGUGAAACUGGUAAGGAACUUAGGAAGUUUAUUGCAUCUGUUUUGAGGGAAGUAAACACAUAUGUUUUUCCAGAUGUUCAGACAUCUUUGACAAAAGAACCAAGCCCUGACAAUGACUCUAGUGAAAAAGAUGAGGAAAGCAUUCCUGAACAUGCUGCUCGUGAGAGAAGAAAUUCUCCCUCUAGGGAAGUGAAGAGAAAAGUUGGUGGUUUGAAAGGUACUCCUUCUAGAAGCUCCACUGGAAAAUCUCUUGGUGGACCUACUAGAUCAUGGAUUAAAGUUGUUACCCCUACUAGAAAGAGGAAAGUCGUCUCUUCUAGUGAAUCCGAGUUUGAUGUUGAAAAGGAUGUCCAGGACAUCACCCUUAUAAAAAUAUUUGCUAACAAGAAGCCUAAUGAUGCUAUGCCCAAAGUUCCACUAGAUAAUGCUUAUUCACAUUAUGUGGAGAAUGUAGAAAGGUGGAAGUAUGUCAUUCAGAGGAGCGUAGCCCUGGAAAGGGAAUUGGGGAAGGAUGCCCUUAAGUUUAAGGAAGUCAUGGAACUGAUAGAAGUUGUUGGGCUGAUAAAGACUGUCACACACGUUGGACCUUGCUAUGAAAGCUUAGUAAAGGAGUUUGUGGUGACUAUCCAUGAUGGAUGUGAUGAUACGAAGAGUGCUGACUAUGGUAAGGUUUAUGUGAGAGGAAACUUUGUAACAUUCUCCCCAACUGUGAUACAUAAAUAUCUAGGAAAAAUAGAUGUACCUCGGGAUGAGCUGGAAGCUACUGAUGAUCAGGUGUCCAAAGAGAUCACGACCAAGCAGGCACUUGGCCCUGCCACCUCCAAAAAGAGUGUCAUUGCUCAGCUGAAGGAAACUUGUAAAGAGCUGAAGGAUUCCAUCAGAUCUAGCACUGUAACAAAGAUUAAACUGGAAACAUUGAUGAAGGCCAUGAUGAAAGAGAAGAAAAAGGAAGUUGUACAGGGUGGUGAUAGUAAUGAAGUAACUGAUGAUGAAUUCUAUGUUGGUGAAGAUGAUGUUGAUGAAGAGAAAGAAGAUGAAAGAGAAUAA
Lathyrus oleraceus (garden pea) is the source of this 1245-nucleotide messenger RNA. RefSeq lists its product as uncharacterized. The coding region runs from base 1 to 1245 and encodes 414 amino acids. The transcript is spliced from 3 exons. The record is from RefSeq and is a predicted model, not a curated record. Lineage: Eukaryota; Viridiplantae; Streptophyta; Magnoliopsida; Fabales; Fabaceae.